AUGUCCAAGCGCCGGUCCUCAACCGGCCUGCCCCCAAAUUUCCGAUACCCACUGAUUACUCCCGACAACGAGCGCGACUCCUUCAUCGACUAUGACGCCUACGACGGCGACGCUGGCCGUUCGCGCGACCACAUGAUCCAUCCAACCUACCAACCACGCGACCUCAGCCCCGCGCCACAGAUUGUGCGAGUCGCCAAGCAGCCCGAGAUGAUAAGAAAGCAAUCGAUGCGCCCGUUCUCCGGCGACUGGGGCACAUUCGAGCAAGUUGCAGGCGCGGGCAACGACCCAAACUCAAAACUCCCAGGCUCAUUUCAAGACACAGACGCAGAGGACGAUGGCAUCAUGGGACCCGAGGUUUUCGAAGCUGUCCCACGCAAUAAUGUCUAUUCGCGCUCCGCUGAGAUCGCCGCCGCCGACUUGUACUCGGACGAGUCCGACGAGAAUCUGGAUUUCGGGCAUGAUGAGCCUCUCGUUUUCCCGCAGCUUCCAUUAGAGGAUGUUAUUCUCGAGAUUUCUUAUAUCUUGCGCACGAGAUCGAAUCCGCCCAGUGAGGGGUACGCGUAUGUGUUUUCGGACCCCACCGGGCGCAAUAAGUUCUAUCAGAUCGGGAGCGCGAAGAAGGUUUCGCAGCGGACGAACGAGCAUCGCAAUAUCUGCAAUCUCUCUUACUUCCGGGCGCAGAAAAAGCCCGCUAGCCCUCUUCGGCAGUAUAAACGGCUCGAAAAGCUGGCCCAGGCGGAGCUUAUCAAUAUGAGUUAUGAUCCUAACUGUGUCUGUGAGGCAAAGCAGCAGCAGUGCUUUUGGGGAAGAGAGCAGACGGCUUUUGAUAUUCUGGAUUUCUGGUCCAAGUGGCUUGUCAAGAACUCCCCUUACGAUAAGAAUGGCCAUAUACUGCCAUUUUGGGAGCAACGACUUCGACUCUUCGAAGCCAACAUCCCAGAAUACUUCGAUUGCCAGGGGUCGAAAUGUAUCAAGCGCACAACGGACACGGUUGCUUGCCCGAUAUGUAUCCGAGCCGGAUGGAGAGCAUGGGCCGAGCCCUCAGGGCGCGAUAGAAUUGAAUUCGCCUCUCAGGCGCAGAUCGGAAAUACCUGGGCUAACAAAGCCCUACUUUACCUGCACCAAUACAUUCCCAUCGAGGAUCACGUUUGGGAGAAAUUGAUUGACGGCAUGUCUCAGGCGGCAACUAUGACCGAGCGGUUCAAGAACCCGGCGUUGCUUCUCAAUCUGCUGUACAUCAGGCUUCUCUUACCCAUGAUCUGGUCUACAUUCUUCACUAGGAGCUCCUAUAUAUCCUUCCUUGGGACGAUGGAAAUCCUGCUCUUUUCCGGCUUCUAUCUACUCGUGAGGCUGGAGCUUGCCCAUCUCUCCGGGAAACGACGUACCACAGAUAAACUAGGCAAAGACAGUCGUGCGGUGCGCCGGAAGGCACUCCCAUCUACUUCAGAAAGGCUCGUUGAUGAAGUGAUCGGAGGGAAAUCUACAAAGGAGCCGAGGGUUGUUGAGAUACCGGAGGACCACGUGCCGACCAUGCUGAAGCAAGCGACAGCAUCGAGUUCGGGCAAACCCUCCAGCAAGAAAAAGGAACCGGUGUCAGUGCUGUUUCCUGGCGAAGCUUCUGCGCGGCCGAAGAGGCUUAAGCCUGGCAGACGGAGAAGCGAUUUUGUUUGA
Molecule: messenger RNA, 1671 nt
Organism: Aspergillus puulaauensis
Lineage: Eukaryota; Fungi; Ascomycota; Eurotiomycetes; Eurotiales; Aspergillaceae
Product: GIY-YIG nuclease family protein
Exons: 1
Coding region: 1-1671 (556 amino acids)
Source: RefSeq, a predicted model, not a curated record